This is a messenger RNA of Pararge aegeria (speckled wood butterfly), 2351 nucleotides long. RefSeq names its product protein ecdysoneless (gene ecd). Bases 224 to 1912 code for a protein of 562 amino acids. The transcript is spliced from 3 exons. Gene Ontology annotation, cellular component: nucleus. The record is from RefSeq and is a predicted model, not a curated record. NCBI's taxonomy places the organism in Eukaryota, Metazoa, Arthropoda, Insecta, Lepidoptera, Nymphalidae.
UUGCUUAUAUUUAAUCAUCUGUGUACAGUGUAGAGCUCGUGUAGGUAUACAAAUUAGUUUUAAAAAUUGGAAAAAGGAAUUAAAGUAACCUACGAGUUAAAAUUUCUAAGAUUUCCAGCGCAGUUUCCUAGUCUGAUAAUUACAUGUUCUGUUCUAAUAUUGGUUGGAUUUCAUCUGUGCAAAACGAAUUGAAAUUAUUUCUCUUUGCAUUUGAAUUUUAAAAAUGACUCCAGCUGGCGCAUUUCCUAAGUACGAAGAAACUUUGCAGUGCAUUUUUUUUUCGACUACCGAACUUUCUACAGCGGAAUGGGAUUACUUGUGUGACUCCAUAAACGUAAUAAUAGCAUCAAUAUCGAAAGAUUACAUUUGGCAUAGAGAUGAGUUUAAGGUAUAUUUACCAAUUCUUACAGAAGUAAAAAAUGAUAUUCCAUUUUACCUUCAGAGUACUACAAAUUUUGGUGAUAAUAUUGAAGAUGAGUGGUUCAUAGUUUAUCUUAUAUUAGAGAUAACAAAAAUAUACAAACAUUUGAUUGUUCAUAUUGAAGACAAUGAUGGUGAUUUUCUUCUAAUUGAAGCUGCAGACCAUUUACCAGUAUGGGCUAAUCCUGAAACCACUGAAAAUAGGGUAUUUAUAUUUAAUCAACAUAUACAUUUAAUACCAAAUACUGUAGCACCUACAGAUGCAUUCUUAAAAUUAGAUGAUGCAAUUAAGCUUGUUAAAAAUAAUCCAGAGGUGACUAGGGCAUCUCUAGAAAUAGAACAGACUAUAAUAAAAAGGAUUGGACAAUAUCCAAAAAAAAUAAAAGAAAGUUGUCAUACAGCUAUUUUGAAACUUCCUGUGGAACUAGCUACAAUAUUAACUCUCAAACCAUCUCUAAUAGCUCCAAUUGUGAAUACAUAUUGCAAUAUUGAUGUACUUGAUGCUAAACAAUGUAAAGAUAUAAAAUUUGAAGACUGUAUAGAUACAGAAGUUAAAUUUACCAAAUACUUGUAUGCUAUGCUUAUGCAGUCUGAACUACCUACUUAUGUUAAGUGCAAUAAUUCAAUGAAAGAAAAAAAGUCAAAGCUUGGAUUAAAAGUUAUAUGUGCCUAUAGAAUAAUAAUGAGUAGACUUUCUAAAGAUAUAUAUUAUACAACAGAAUAUAAAAAGUUUCUGAAUAGUCUUACCAAGAAUGGUUAUUUCAAAGAUAAUUUGGAAGGUUCUGUUGAAUAUUCACAGUUGUUAGAAAAGGCAAAGACCUACUUUCUAGAUAUGGAGUGCUCAGUAAGUUUAAAUGCAUGUAAUACUAUAAAUGAAAUAAAGUUAUCUAAUGAAUUUAACAAUACAGCAGAACAAUUAAAACAAAAAAGUGACAAAGAACUUUUAGAAGAGGAUAAUGAUGACUGGUUAAAUAUUAAUCCAGAUCAACUAAAUGAGUUUUUAAAUAGCCAUUAUGGAAAAAAUGUUAAGCUUAAAAACAAAGAUCCUAUAUCACAGCAUAUUUUGACAUCAGAGUUAAAAGAUUUUCUUAAAGAAACUUCAAAUUUUGAAGGCAUAGAACAUAACCAGAAAGAAAUCACAAAGCAUACUAUUGAAUUUAAUUCAGAGGACUUUUGUUAUUGCUUAGAAAAAAUGUUAAACAUGGUUUCAAAUCAAAGUCUUAAUGAAAGUAAUAUUAAUAGUAGUGAUUAUAGUAGUGAUGAUGAUGAUGAUGAUUGUGUUGAAAAUAAUAAAGGUUUAGAAUGCAAAGCUCAAGAAGUUGAACUUGCUUCUAAAUUAAAAUCAUUUGAAAAGGAUAAAGUUGAAGUAAGCGUUUUUAAAAAUUUAUCACAAAGCUUGAAAGAAGAAGGCAUAACUGGUCCAGCGGGUACUAUUUUCAGACAAAUUGGAUUAAAAAAAAGUGAUAUGUUAGAUUCUGAUGACGAUGAUUAAGGUGAUGAAAAUUAAACUAAAGAAAAAUUUAUUGGAUCAAUCGGAAUAUUGUAAGAAGAAUUUAUUAAGGAAAAAAGCAACUUUUUUUGGAUAUGGGUCAUGUUCUUGAUAACAAAUCAAGACUGAUAUAACAACUAAAUGAUUUUUUGUUUAUAUUUGGAAUUUUGAAAGAAGAAUAAUUUUAUUUCAAUUCCAGUAAGAAAAAUAUGAAACUACUUUAAUAUGACAAAAAACUACAUUUACAAAUUACAAAUGCCCUUAUAAUUUCUAUACUGAUACCCAUAAUCAUAUAUCUACUUAAAAGCUGGGGUGAGUUUUCAAGACCUUUGUGUGAAAGUUUCAUUUAAAGAUUUUUGGGAAACAGACUUAUUGCUAAGAAUAUGCUAAUUUGUCGUAGUUAAGGAAAGGUUGUUGGAAAUUUUAAUUUUACAUUAUAAAA